UUUUCUGUUUGAACAUACCUUAAAAUAAAUUAAUUUUUUUUUUCAACACUAAAUAAGCACUGAACACAUUCAUUCGACUUCGAUUUUUUUUGCAUUAAAUUAUUUGCCAUCAUCUGUCAAAAAAUUAAAAUCACAUCGCUUCUAACUUCACAUUACAACCGCCAUUUAUUUAAAUAAAAAACUGCUUUGCCUCAACAGCUUCUUCAUUUUCAUUUUCCAAAGAAAAAUCUAUAUCAAUUCAUCCAUCAGUUUUCAUUGCAUCUUUUUGUUAUAAUUUAUUAAUUUAUAUAGUAUGGGCUCCAAACAAACUAAAUUCGAGGGUGAAUACUUACCACAAACACCUCAGCCACAGCAUCAACCAAUCACUGUCCAAACAGAGUUUGGCUCAGACCUUGAGGAUAUUCUAGACCCAAGAUCACCGCACAUUUGCCGAACUCCUUUAAAUGAAGUAGUACAAAAGAAGGAAAAUCACAUCUAUCAGCAAGUUGCUGCUAUUCCAGCAAUUUCAACAGAACAACCAAUGGGCUUGUUGCGAAAACGUUUUUUCAAAGGAUUUUCAUACAGCUUAAACGAUCCACGAUCGCCGAGUGUUAAUCUCAAUCGAACACCGCUGGUAUUCGAUGAAACAAUCAAUCUAGACGACACAUUCUCGGAUCUUUUUGUUGAAACGAAAAUUCCUCACUCCGAGGUUCUCUUUGAAACAACAUUUAGCCCGCCAAAAUUAGAAAAUCAAGAGGAAAAACCCACACAAGAAGAUGAGUUAAGAGAAGAAGUGGGAGUAGAACAAAAGACUGAAAAACUAGAAGAACUCGAAGAAAUUGCAACACCAAAAAUCACCAAAACCCAACCCCAAGAAACCACAAUCGAACGUGAUCCCCGAUCCCCGUCAAUCGGUGUCGAUCGCACACCAAUUAUACUCAACGAUGACGACGCCCCCGAUGAGGACGACAUGAUCGAGACAAUUCUCUCCACUUUGUCGCUCAAUCAGAAAAUUCCUGCAAACAAACCGCUAGAACGCAUCCGCAACAAAAAGCCCACCAAAGCCGUGACGUUGUCGCCAAGCAGCCGACGAGAUAUGAUCUAUGAGGAUCGUGAGAAUCACUCGACUCCGGCAAAGGCACCCAGAGGCGCUGGUGGGCUCGACUCACCUGCAGCAGCAGGCAAACGAACACCACUUAGUUGUCUCAAGAAUAAUCCACAAUUUCGAUCGAAAUCGGUUGAGGUUUCUGGCAAACAACUCAAGACCCGCUUACCCCUGACAAGCUUCGACGAUACGCUGCACAAGAUAACACCGGUCAAGAAGAUUCUGCGCUACUCCAACAUGGAGAACAUUGAGAAUUCAUUUGAAUUUUGAUAUAUUUUAGUUUUUUUUUGUAAAUUUAAGUUUUUAUUUUCAUUUCGAAAUAAAAUGUGCAUCUUUUUAGUACAAACGAUAAAAAA
Eupeodes corollae is the source of this 1440-nucleotide messenger RNA. RefSeq lists its product as uncharacterized. Bases 293 to 1354 code for a protein of 353 amino acids. The record is from RefSeq and is a predicted model, not a curated record. The transcript has 2 exons. NCBI's taxonomy places the organism in Eukaryota, Metazoa, Arthropoda, Insecta, Diptera, Syrphidae.